AAAACGAGAGCAACUUCUUUGAAAACAUAAAAAAGUUUUAACGUUAGACAUAUUCUAUCAAUAGUGUCACAUUUUUUAUUAAAAAAAUAGUUCUCAAAAAAAUAAUAAAAUCCAAAAUGUCCGAAAACCAGAUCCAAAUUCCCGUAGAGCUGACGGAGACACUGGUCUUCGACGACGCAUUCACAUCCAUGAAGGAACGGUUCGUGGCCGAGAUGAAGAGGAUCGAUGAGGCCAUGGUCAAGUUCAGCAAUAGGUUCCUCCAAUCCCAGACAGCGCGGAUCGACAGCAACACGUCAUCCCCCGACCCUCACGCAGACCUCCUCACCAACUCCCCGCUGGUGGAAGGCGAGGGGGAGAAUAAAAUACUCAAAUUACAGUUCGAUGUCAGCCAAUUCAACCCUGAAGAAGUGACGGUGAGCAUGCUACAAAACAAGCUGAUGAUAUCCGCCGCCCACAAGGAGAGUACCGACACCAGCACCAGCCUCCGGGAGUACAGGAGGGAGUUCUACUUCCCCCAGGGCGUGGACCCCGCGAACAUCACCUCGUCACUCUCCAAGGACGGGGUGCUCAUAGUACAGGCACCGCUGGCGAUAACCGACAACGCGACUCCCAAAUAAACCACUACAACUCAAGUGUCCUUUAACUUUGUCAUAUUUAUAUCAUAAAUGGAGAAAAUCUCAUAUCAUCACUAUUUAUAUCAUGGAAACAGAAAUACGGAAUAGACAAAAAUAACAAUAAAUUAAUGAAAAUCAA
This is a messenger RNA of Danaus plexippus (monarch butterfly), 753 nucleotides long. RefSeq names its product heat shock protein 30D-like. The coding region runs from base 117 to 617 and encodes 166 amino acids. The transcript has 3 exons. Gene Ontology annotation, biological process: protein refolding; response to heat. NCBI's taxonomy places the organism in Eukaryota, Metazoa, Arthropoda, Insecta, Lepidoptera, Nymphalidae. Gene Ontology annotation, molecular function: protein folding chaperone. The record is from RefSeq and is a predicted model, not a curated record.